This is a messenger RNA of Cooperia oncophora, 420 nucleotides long. NCBI's taxonomy places the organism in Eukaryota, Metazoa, Nematoda, Chromadorea, Rhabditida, Trichostrongylidae. The record is from the annotation of a GenBank genome assembly.
AUGUUUCUUACAUCGACGAUUUCUACAGUAUAUCUGGUGUAUACUGUGGAUGGUACGAGUACGGUAGUGAGGAUUUUCCUUAAAAUAGAUGCUCGUAAAAGUUUUCCGGGAAUCUUAUUCAGUUUCAGGCUUUUUAAUGAAUACACCUAUUUGGAAAGCGGUAUUGUCAAGCCGAGUGUUGUCCAAAUUCCUGACGAUUUGAGGAUUGUUGCGGCUGCUUCAGGGAACGAUCAUAGUCUCUUCCUAACGGAUAAAGGAGCUGUGUACGCUCUAGGAACUGGAAGCCGAGGUGAACUAGGAAACGGUCUGAUCCCACGAGUCUGUGAACUGACAUGGAUAGAAGCGCUCGAAGGUGUGAAAGUGGUGGAUAUUGUGGCCGCCGGCUGGCACAGCGGUGCACUGACAGGUAGGUUUUCCUAA